ACUCUUGGGAUUCUGUUCAGAGAACCAAAGAUGUUUCCCCUCAGCUAAACCAAGCCACUAUCAUUGACCUCCACCCUUCCUCAACUUACAAUAUCCGCAUGUAUGCCAAGAAUCGCAUCGGCAAGAGCGAGGCCAGCAAUGAGCUCACCAUCACUACCGAUGAAGCAGCUCCUGAUGGUCCACCUCAGGAUGUCCAACUUGAGCCUAUAUCUUCACAAAGCAUUAGGGUCACCUGGAAGGCUCCAAAGAAGCACUUGCAAAAUGGAAUUAUUCGUGGAUACCAGAUAGGUUAUCGGGAGUACAGUGCAGGGGGAAAUUUCCAAUUCAACAUCAUCAGUAUUGAUACCACGGGGGACAGUGAAGUUUAUACGCUGAAUAACCUGAAAAAAUUCACCCAGUAUGGCAUGGUGGUCCAGGCGUGUAACCGGGCUGGAAUAGGACCUUCUUCUCAGGAAAUCAUCACCACUACUCUUGAGGAUGUGCCCAGUUGCCCUCCAGGGAACGUGCAAGCCACUGCCACAUCGCCAGAAACCAUCUCUAUUUCUUGGUCAACAUUGGCGAAAGAAACCCUGAAUGGGAUUCUGCAAGGAUUCAGGGUUAUCUACUGGGCCAAUCUCUUGGAUGGAGAGCUAGGAGAGAUAAAGAAUGUCACUACUACACAGCCAUCACUAGAGCUUGAUGGCCUGGAAAAAUACACCAACUACAGCAUUCAGGUGUUGGCUUUUACACGAGCUGGAGAUGGAGUGAGAAGCGAACAAAUUUUCACCCGCACUAAAGAAGAUGUUCCAGGUCCUCCUGCCGGUGUUAAAGCAGCUGCGGCUUCGGCCUCCAUCGUCUUCGUCUCCUGGCUCCCUCCCCUCAAGCUGAACGGCAUCAUUCGGAAAUACACUGUCUUCUGCUCACACCCCUACCCCACCGUAAUCAGCGAGUUUGAAGCCUCUCCCGACUCAUUUUCCUACAGAAUCCCCAACCUGAGCCGGAAUCGCCAGUACAGUGUCUGGGUGGUAGCAGUGACUGCUGCGGGAAGAGGCAACAGCAGCGAGAUUAUCACUGUGGAACCGCUAGCUAAAGCUCCGGCCAGGAUUUUGACGUUCAGUGGCACGGUGACAACUCCCUGGAUGAAGGACAUUGUCCUCCCUUGCAAAGCUGUGGGAGACCCAGCUCCGACAGUCAAAUGGAUGAAGGAUAGUAACGGGACACCCAGUCUAGUGAUGAUUGAUGGGCGAAGAAGCAUCUUUAGCAACGGCAGCUUUGUCAUCCGUACUGUGAAAGCAGAAGACUCGGGAUACUACAGUUGCGUGGCCAGUAACAACUGGGGAUCAGAUGAAAUAAUUUUGAAUUUGCAGGUACAAGUUCCACCAGACCAACCAAGACUCACUGUAUCAAAAACUACAUCUUCCUCUAUCACUCUUUCCUGGAUACCUGGAGACAAUGGUGGACGUUCUAUCCGAGGUUAUAUUUUGCAGUACUCGGAAGAUAACAGUGAGCAGUGGGGUAGUUUUCCCAUUAGCCCUAGUGAGAGGUCCUACCGUUUAGAAACACUGAAAUGUGGCACUUGGUACAAGUUUACUCUAACUGCUCAGAACGGAGUGGGGCCAGGACGCAUCAGCGAGAUCAUUGAAGCCAAAACGCUUGGAAAAGAGCCACAGUUUUCGAAGGAACAAGAGCUCUUUGCUAGUAUCAACACCACGAGAGUAAGGCUGAACCUGAUAGGCUGGAAUGAUGGUGGCUGCCCCAUCACCUCCUUCACCCUGGAGUACCGGCCAUUUGGGACAACAGUCUGGACGACCGCUCAGCGGACCUCCCUGUCCAAGUCCUACAUACUGUAUGACCUCCAGGAGGCAACUUGGUACGAGCUGCAAAUGAGAGUGUGCAACAGUGCUGGCUGUGCAGAGAAACAAGCCAAAUUUGCAACGCUCAAUUACGAUGGCAGUACAAUCCCUCCACUCAUUAAGUCAGUUGUGCAAAGUGAGGAAGGGCUGGCAACCAACGAAGGGCUAAAGAUGCUGGUGACCAUUUCCUGUAUCUUGGUUGGGGUCUUGCUGCUUUUUGUGAUGCUGCUGAUUGUGCGGAGGAGAAGGAGGGAGCAGAGACUGAAGAGACUGCGAGAUGCAAAGAGUUUGGCUGAAAUGCUUAUGAGCAAGAACACCAGGACUUCAGAUACUCUUAAUAAGCAGCAGCAAACCCUGAGGAUGCACAUAGAUAUUCCCAGAGCACAGCUUCUGAUUGAGGAGAGGGACACGAUGGAGACCAUUGAUGACAGAUCAACGGUUCUGCUCACUGACGCUGACUUUGGAGAGACGUCUAAGCAGAAGUCCCUGACUGUCACCCACACAGUACAUUACCAGUCUGUGUCACAAGCUACAGGACCACUGGUGGAUGUUUCCGAUGCCCGGCCAGGAACAAAUCCUACCACAAGGCGGAAUGCCAAAACCGGACCCACCGCUCGCAACCGCUACGCCAGUCAGUGGACCCUCAACAGACCUCACCCCACCAUAUCGGCUCAUACCCUCACCACAGACUGGAGGCUGCCCACCCCCAGGCCAGCGGGGUCGGUGGACAAGGAGAGCGACAGCUACAGCGUCAGCCCCUCGCAGGACACAGAUCGAGCAAGAAGCAGCAUGGUCUCUACAGAAAGUGCCUCCUCCACAUAUGAAGAGCUAGCGAGAGCGUAUGAGCAUGCAAAAAUGGAAGAGCAGCUGAGACAUGCCAAGUUCACCAUUACCGAAUGCUUCAUAUCAGACACGUCGUCGGAGCAGCUCACGGCAGGGACUAAUGACUACACAGACAGCUUGACCUCAAGCACGCCGUCGGAGUCGGGGAUUUGCAGGUUUACCGCAUCCCCCCCUAAACCUCAGGACGGAGGGCGAGUGAUGAACAUGGCAGUUCCAAAGGCGCAUCGGCCAGGUGAGACGUUAGAGUAA
This is a messenger RNA of Cariama cristata (Red-legged seriema), 2924 nucleotides long. RefSeq names its product Down syndrome cell adhesion molecule (gene DSCAM). Lineage: Eukaryota; Metazoa; Chordata; Aves; Cariamiformes; Cariamidae. Gene Ontology annotation, biological process: dendrite self-avoidance; axon guidance; homophilic cell-cell adhesion. The transcript has 18 exons. Gene Ontology annotation, cellular component: axon; plasma membrane. The record is from RefSeq and is a predicted model, not a curated record. The annotation marks the transcript as partial. Gene Ontology annotation, molecular function: cell-cell adhesion mediator activity.